AUGAGUCGGAAUCAUGAAGACGCGACGACUGCAGUGCCGCCGCUCAAAUCUCCGCUGCAGCCUGCUCCGCCAAAGGCCGCUCGAAUCUAUCCCACCUUGUCGCUUCUCUCGGUCAUUCUUCUCUUUCUCUCGGCUGGAGCCGGUAUUGCCUUGUCAGCCAUUGUUCUCUUCCGCAACCUCGAGUCGACUGAGGUUUUAGACCCUCUCAGCCGUGCCGUCUUUUUCGUAGCUUCCUGUACGAGUCUUGUUUACGUGGUCACCCACAUUGUCGCUGCCAGGACCGCAUACAUCAAAAAUUAUGGAUCCCCAACUGUCUACGGGAAGUAUCUUGCUGGAUUUGCUUUUCUGCUGGCGCGAUUGGGCCUUCCCGUGUGGGUUGCGGCAAUCACCCUUGCAAUAUUUGUUGCGGUAAAUGUAGGGCUGGACCUGUCGAAAGGGGUGCAGCAGAACAUUCCUUGGUUCAAUGUUAUCAUAAGCAUCGCUUCUCUAUUCUCCUUGGGUGCUGUACUAGCCAUUAUUGAAAUGGCGGACCGUCCUUUUGCGACGUUGGGAUUCUCACAAACCUGGUUCAUUCUGGGAGAAGAUACUCUGGUGUCUCCCGACGAGGACGAUUUGGAGUCAGCCAGUGCCGAAACGGCGAUGUCAUUCCAUGAGAAACGGGAAGACCAGUACCAGUAUGAGGAGGUUGUGGGGAGCCAGGAGAAGAGGAAGCGCAGAACACUAAUCAAGAAGAAUCCUCAGGAAGCUCAGCAAAGAGUCUUACGGCAUGCGAGAAGUAUGUCAAUGCCAACCCCGUUGAACAGCGUUUUCAGCGACCAAGCUGGAUUCUUUCCGCCCGACUCUCUUCAGGCCUUUCACACUUCCUUCGCAUGGAAACCACCGACGAGGAAUGACACAAAUCUGAAGAUAGAUAAAGGUGAAACAGUCAAUGGCUGGGUCACUUGGCAGGAGCAUGCUCAUAUGCAACAUGCAGCGUCUAACAUAUCAACAAACGCAUCAGCACAUCCAGACGAUGUAAUACUUCCAUCCAUGUUUCAAUCCGUCAAGUACUCACCACGGAACCAAUCAUUGCUCGAGCAUCAAAGACGAUACGAUUGGAAAAGAUGGACAGCCGCCGACAUGCAAUCGCCCUCGGUCGACGGCGAGUUUCUACCUUUCCCAUUCCCAAGACCGCUUACACCCUUGAUGACUAUGGAGGAGGAGCGCAGGAUCAUGAGUCGUGGACCCUCAAUCAUAGAGGACGAUUGGGAGGCAACAGGUCACCCCAGGAAGAUUAGGUCUAGUCGACCAGCAAGCACUCAUACGGCAGCAACAUCGACAUCAACAAGGUCUGGUAUUGCAGCCAAGAGAGAGACGCGUCCUUCACUCCCGCACAUUGCAACCUUGGCAACUCGAGUCGAGACGCCCACGAACAGCAUACGCCCGGAAAGUAAUGUGUUGCCGAAUGAGGGACGCCGGCGGCGGAGAAUCUCAAGUGUUGGGCUGAGUGAAGGUCGGCGUCUCACGUCCGAACCAAACAGCCGGACAGCUUCGCGUCAUGCUUCACGUCCCAACACAAGACCUCCUAACCAGAGGGGCUCUUCAGUUGUCGCAAGUGCACCUGCACAGCAAGUCACUAGUCCGACAUCGACUGCGAAGUCUUUCGGAUCUGAAGUACACAACUUCUCGAGACCUCGAACUUCGGCAGCUGCAAGAAUGCAGUCCAAGGUUGCAAAACGUUUGCGUGCUACAAAGCCACAAGAUAACGACUUCUCCGGUCCGACGCAAACGGGUGAACAGAUACUCGCGUCUCCUAGCACACCGGGGAAGAUUGGGUCGAAGAAGCCAGACAGACAGACUGGAGGAGUGCCAGCGAGCCCCUUCACCUGCGACUCCCAGGACUGCAAGGGCAAUGGCUGUGAAGAAUCUUCAAGAAAGGUUGGGUAA
Colletotrichum higginsianum IMI 349063 is the source of this 1926-nucleotide messenger RNA. RefSeq lists its product as uncharacterized. NCBI's taxonomy places the organism in Eukaryota, Fungi, Ascomycota, Sordariomycetes, Glomerellales, Glomerellaceae. The record is from RefSeq and is a predicted model, not a curated record. The transcript has 4 exons. The coding region runs from base 1 to 1926 and encodes 641 amino acids.